AUGACGGACUGCACCUGCCGGCAGCGUGCCGGAUCCGGCCCCGGCAAAACCUGCCUGCUAGGGCUGCUGCGGAGGAGCGAGGUGUCCCAGGAAAGCCUGCUCCUCCACGGCCCCUUCGCCCGGAAACCCAAGCGCAUCCGCACCGCCUUCUCGCCGUCACAGCUCCUGCGGCUGGAGCGAGCCUUCGAGAAGAACCACUACGUGGUGGGCGCCGAACGCAAGCAGCUGGCCAGCAGCCUCAGCCUCUCCGAGACCCAGGUAAAAGUCUGGUUCCAGAACAGGCGGACGAAAUACAAACGGCAGAAGCUGGAGGAGGAAGGCCCCGAUUCGGAUCAGAAGAAGAAAGGUUCCCACCACAUCAACCGAUGGCGCCUCGCCACCAAGCAGUCGAGCGGAGAAGACAUCGACGUCACCUCCAACGACUAA
Messenger RNA from Haliaeetus leucocephalus (bald eagle), 426 nucleotides. It is a transcript of the gene EMX1, whose product is annotated as empty spiracles homeobox 1. The transcript has 3 exons. The record is from RefSeq and is a predicted model, not a curated record. Gene Ontology annotation, molecular function: DNA binding; DNA-binding transcription factor activity, RNA polymerase II-specific. Lineage: Eukaryota; Metazoa; Chordata; Aves; Accipitriformes; Accipitridae. Bases 1 to 426 code for a protein of 141 amino acids. Gene Ontology annotation, biological process: regulation of DNA-templated transcription; neuron differentiation; brain development.